Hyla sarda is the source of this 2130-nucleotide messenger RNA. RefSeq names its product NK2 homeobox 4 (gene NKX2-4). Gene Ontology annotation, molecular function: RNA polymerase II cis-regulatory region sequence-specific DNA binding; DNA-binding transcription factor activity, RNA polymerase II-specific. Gene Ontology annotation, cellular component: nucleus. The record is from RefSeq and is a predicted model, not a curated record. The transcript has 2 exons. NCBI's taxonomy places the organism in Eukaryota, Metazoa, Chordata, Amphibia, Anura, Hylidae. Gene Ontology annotation, biological process: regulation of transcription by RNA polymerase II; cell differentiation. Bases 162 to 1193 code for a protein of 343 amino acids.
GAUAAGAGAGCUUAGGUCUCGCCUACUUUGUAAGGCGAUCAAUCGGAUCUCAGGCGUCCUCCAAGCACUCUCUUACGUAGACAACAUCCAUAAGGAGAAAGAAUUGACACAACACAAGGCUGAUCAGAUCAUCAGUUUUUUACCUGCUUGGUCGCUGAACCAUGUCGUUGAGCCCAAAGCAUACUACACCUUUUUCAGUGACCGACAUCCUGAGUCCCAUUGAAGAGACCUACAAGAAGUUUGCUGGCAUGGACAACACUAGUAACCUGAGUACCUCUCUAGGAGCCUAUAGACAAACUCAUGUCUCUCAGACAGGGAUGCAGCAGCACUCCAUGGGCCAUAAUGCCACCGUAACCACCACCUAUCACAUGCCACACAGUGUUUCCCAGUUUUCACAUGGUGCAAUGGGUGGUUAUUGCAACGGAAGCAUUAGCAAUAUGGGAGAUAUCUCUACAUAUCAAGAUACCAUGAGGAAUAGUGCAGCAGCUACUGGAUGGUAUGGAGCCAACCCUGACCCCAGAUAUUCAACCAUUUCUAGAUUUAUGGGACCAUCUACUGGUAUGAACAUGGCCGGGAUGGGAACUUUACAAGGUAUAGCAGAAGCUGCCAAGUCAAUGGCUCCUCUUCAUGCAGCUCCUAGAAGGAAAAGAAGAGUCCUUUUCUCUCAGGCUCAAGUGUAUGAGCUGGAAAGGAGGUUCAAACAACAGAAGUAUCUCUCAGCACCUGAAAGAGAGCACCUGGCAAGCAUGAUCCACCUUACUCCUACUCAAGUAAAGAUCUGGUUCCAAAAUCACAGGUAUAAGAUGAAAAGACAAGCAAAAGACAAGGUCACACAACAACUUCAGCAAGAAAGUAACCUGUGCCAACAACAAUCACCUCGCCGAGUGGCAGUGCCCGUCCUUGUAAAAGAUGGCAAACCAUGUCAGAACAGUUCCAAUAGCUCAACAACAGGACAAGUAACACAGCAACAACAAAACUCCUCCAAUGGUGUAUUGUCUUCUAACAGCUCUGUACAUCAGCACCAGAAUCAACAGGUUAACUCUUUAAACCAAGCCCCAGAUUUAGAAGAAAUGUCACCUAGCCCACAAUCUCUCCAUAAUCAGGUGGCCAACAUAGCACAGAUGGACACCUCAAGUGUGGACUACAGCAAUGGCAUGGUCAAUCCUGGAAUGCUCUAUGGAAGAACUUGGUGAGGCUAAAGACCAGUGCAUUUGGAUUCACCUCCAGAGCUACUGACAGUCUUUCCAUUUGAAGUCUGCACCUUCAUGGAGACUGAAAAACUGGCAUGUAAUUUUUCCUCUGUAGACUGCAAAAACUGGCCAUAGGGCAGGAGGAAACUCCAUCCUGGAGCACAUCGUCAAACGCAGACUAUAGCGAUAUUUCGGUUAAACACAAAAAACUUUAAACAGGCAAAACAUUUCUUAAGAAAAGGUGAAACAAAGAACGUUUAUAUUUUUCUUACGGCGAGAAACUAAUAAUGUGACAAUAUUUGAUUGACGCAAAUUCUCAGUCUACAAGAGACUCAUUCAGCUCAAAACAGGACAGACUGACCAGGUUGUUACUGUGUGUUUAAUAAACUUUUCAAGGAUAGUAUUUUAUAGACAUCCUCUUUACAGUAUUUUAUAGAUUUUUUUAUUGUUCUUGUUUUCGGAUGUUGUGUACAAGGAAAAUAUACAAGUGUAAUAAUAUUUAUAGACAAUUAUGUAAAGUAGCUGCAUUGUAUUGCUGAGUAUUGUAUAUUUUAUUUUUUACAUAUUUUAGAAGUUUAAAUACUUAAUGUAAAACAAAGUGUCAAAUGAAAGUGUCAAAAUCCAAACACUGUCAAAGCGCUUUUUUUCUUGAUGAGCUAGAUUGAUUUAAUAUAUAUCAAUACCCAGCAAUUGUAUGACUGUAUUUUUAUAUACAAACAAUUGGUUAUGAUAUUUGGGGUCUUACUUAGAGCGCUCAUGAAUCAGUCCCGUAUUUAUUAUGAGUUCUGACACUUGUGUUGUUUUAAUGACUUCCUUUGGUUGUUUUGUAAAUGUUUAACAUGUUGUUACCAACAGGGAAAAUAAAACCUUAUUCAGACAAAGCUAAAAAAUAAUUUAAUAAAAAAAACACAACUAACUUCAAGCACGUCUGAUGAUUGUG